CAUGUCGGCUGCUCCAGGCCUUCUGCACCAGGAAUUGUCCUGCCCACUGUGCCUGACGCUGUUUGAUGCGCCAGUGACCGCUGAGUGUGGCCACAGUUUCUGCCGUGCCUGCCUGGCCCGCGUGGCAGGCGACCCUGCCGCCGAUGGCACAGUGCCCUGUCCUUGCUGUCAGGCACCCACGCGGCCGCAGGCGCUCAGCACUAACCUGCAGUUGGCGCGUCUCGUGGAGAGUCUGGCCCAAGUGCCCCAAGGCCACUGCGAGGAACACCUGGAUCCAUUGAGUAUCUACUGUGAGCAGGACCGCACACUUGUGUGUGGUGUGUGUGCUUCGCUCGGUUCACACCGUGGCCACCGUCUUCUGCCUGCCGCUGAGGCCCACGCACGCCUCAAGACGCAGCUUCCGCAACAGAAACUGCAGCUGCAGGAGGCAUGUAUGCGGAAGGAGAAAAGUGUGGCCGUGCUGGAGCAUCAGUUGGUGGAGGUGGAGGAGACAGUGCGUCAUUUCCGGGGAGCUGUCGGGGAGCAGCUGGGGAAGAUGCGGGUGUUCCUGACUGCCCUAGAAAGUUCUUUGGACCGUGAAGCAGAAAGGGUUCGGGGUGAGGCUGGGGUUGCCCUGCGGCGGGAGCUGUCGAGCCUGAAUUCUUACCUGGAGCAGCUGCGGCAGAUGGAGAAGGUGCUGGAGGAGGUGGCUGACAAGCCACAGACAGAGUUCCUUAUGAAAUACUGCCUGGUGACCAGCAGGCUGCAGAAGAUCCUGUCAGAGUCACCACCACCUGCAAGGCUGGAUAUCCAGCUGCCUGUCAUCUCAGAUGACUUCAAAUUCCAGGUGUGGAGGAAGAUGUUCCGGGCUCUGAUGCCAGCGCUGGAGGAACUGACUUUUGACCCCAGCUCCGCGCACCCGAGCCUGGUCGUGUCCCCUUCGGGUCGCCGCGUGGAGUGCUCGGAGCAGAAGGCACCGCCGGCGGGAGAAGAGGCGCGCCAGUUCGACAAGGCGGUGGCGGUGGUGGCUCAGCAGCUGCUGGCCCAGGGCGAGCACUACUGGGAGGUGGAGGUGGGCGACAAGCCGCGCUGGGCCCUGGGCGUGAUGGCGGCCGACGCUCCCCGCCGUGGCCGGCUGCACGCGGUGCCCUCGCAGGGCCUGUGGCUGCUCGGCCUGCGCGAUGGCAAGAUCCUGGAGGCGCACGUGGAGGCCAAGGAGCCGCGGGCGCUGCGCGUGCCCGAGAGGCGCCCGGUGCGCAUCGGCCUCUACCUGAGCUUCGCCGACGGCGUCCUGGCGUUCUACGAUGCGAGCGACGCCGACGCGCUGGCACCCCUCUUUUCCUUCCACGAGCGCCUGCCCGGGCCCGUGUACCCCUUCUUUGACGUGUGCUGGCACGACAAGGGCAAGAACUCGCAGCCGCUGCUGCUCGUGGGGCCUGACAGCGAGCAGGCCUGAGGUCGCCUUUGUAGGCCUGGAGUGGGUGGGGCGGGUUUCUGGGACUGAAGGCUAGGCGGAGGGGUGGUCAGGGAGGGGGUGUUUGUCUCAUAGGGGUCAGAGAAGUACACAGGUUGGGGCGGACAGGGGACCCGAGGGUGAGGGAUUGAGGGAUAGGGUCUGUGAAGAAGCACGAUGAGACAGAUCGGUGAGUUUGGGCCAAGAGUGCCAGCUGAGGUUUAGGGAGGCUGGGGAGAGGGUGGGAUUUGAUGGAGGAUCUAGGGAAGUCUGUGGAACAAUGGUCCCUUCAGCCUCACAACCCACUCCUGAAGGCCACUUCCUCCUCAAGGCUGCGGAUUCCCCUUACCCGACAGGUUUUCAGUUAGUGCUUACAUCUAACUGCCUUUUCUUUUCCUUUUGGUUUUUUUCGAGACAGGAUUUCUCUGUGAAACAGUCCUGGCUGUUCUGAAAUCCACUUUGCAGACCAGGCUGGCCUCGAACUCCCUGAGAUCCGCCUGCCUCUGCCUCCCCAGUGCUGGGAUUAAAGGUG
This is a messenger RNA of Peromyscus eremicus (cactus mouse), 1964 nucleotides long. RefSeq names its product tripartite motif containing 72 (gene Trim72). Bases 2 to 1435 code for a protein of 477 amino acids. The record is from RefSeq and is a predicted model, not a curated record. NCBI's taxonomy places the organism in Eukaryota, Metazoa, Chordata, Mammalia, Rodentia, Cricetidae. The transcript is spliced from 6 exons. Gene Ontology annotation, molecular function: zinc ion binding; protein binding.